Molecule: messenger RNA, 2990 nt
Organism: Anguilla anguilla (European eel)
Lineage: Eukaryota; Metazoa; Chordata; Actinopteri; Anguilliformes; Anguillidae
Gene: klc3
Product: kinesin light chain 3
Exons: 15
Coding region: 694-2235 (513 amino acids)
Biological process (GO): axo-dendritic transport
Cellular component (GO): kinesin complex; membrane-bounded organelle; cytoplasm
Molecular function (GO): kinesin binding
Source: RefSeq, a predicted model, not a curated record
AGCCGAUCCACGCUAAUGAUGUCAGUCAUACGUGGAGCUAGUCCGAUCAGCAGUGCACGACGGGGACAUUGGAUCAGACAACAGAUUGAGCCCUGCGAUUUACCGCACAACCUCUAAAGUGAGCGCAACGAUAAUGCGCGCAGAAUUGAGUACAUUUUGUUUUGGAAACAUGUUUUAUUGGCACGCAUGCUGUACGAGAUUAUUUUUCCACAGCUAUGUGAUGUUCAUUUAUCAAACACGAUCAAGGCUUAUAAGGCAGUUCCGUAAAUACUUCAGUUUUAGGAAGAAAUAUCUCAGUCAUCAAUAUGACGUCCGAUUCUUUUAUUGAGGGGAACAAAGUGUGCAGUUUCCUUAGGCGAUAGUGUCUUCGUUUUGGAUACGAUCAUCGUAGUCAGUGUUUACGAUAUAUUUAGAAAAAAAAACUACGUAAGAGUCCAAGUGGCGUCUUAAGAGCAAAAUGAUCAGCAUCAACUAGUUAUUGUUAAUUGGCUAGUGCCGUAUUUUAAAACAAGCAGAGCUAGUUGAGCUCUCUACCAAGAUGGCAUCCGGGGAGCCGCUGUGCAUGAUGGGUAUGACUCUGUCAGGGAAAUAGUUGAAACUCCUCGGAAUACGCGUCAGGGAUUAAAGGAGCAGCUUGAGGGACAUCACACGGAACCAUCAUUUUGACCAGGGGUGUGGCACGGUGGGGGCGCCAUGUUGUCGGGGGAGGAGAUCCUGUCCAGCACGCGGCAGGUGAUCGCGGGCCUGGAGGCGCUACGGGGCGAGAACCACACCCUCCUGGACAGCCUGCAGGAGGCGCUGCAGAGCCAGCCGUCUGUGGAGAGCGGCAGCGUGGAGCAGGAGAAGACCGGCAUUAUCCAGGAGUCCCUGGAGAGGAUCGAGCUGGGUCUCGGAGAGGCACAGGUGAUGAUGGCCCUGUCGGCCCACCUGGGCUCGCUGGAGGCGGAGAAGCAGAAGCUGCGGACGCAGGUGCGGCGGCUCUGCCAGGAGAACCAGUGGCUGCGGGACGAGCUGGCAGCAACGCAGCUGCGGCUGCAGGAGCGCGAGCAGGAGCUGGUCACCCUGGAGGAGCAGAACCGCCACCUGCAGUUCAUGAACAGCAUCCGCAAAUACGACCAGGAGGAGCCGCCGCUGGAUGACAAAGAAACUGCCACUGCCAAGGAGUCCCUGGAUGACCUCUUUCCCGCUGAUGAGGAGGAGCCGUCGCAGAUCUCUCAUCAGCACAGCAGUGCAGCGGCGGCUGCCCAGCAGGGGGGCUACGAGAUCCCGGCCCGCCUGCGAACCCUCCACAACCUGGUGAUCCAGUACGCCUCCCAGGGCAGGUACGAGGUGGCCGUGCCCCUCUGCAAGCAGGCCCUGGAGGACCUGGAGAAGUCCUCAGGUCACACCCACCCUGACGUAGCCACCAUGCUCAACAUCCUGGCUCUUGUGUACAGAGACCAGAACAAGUAUAAAGAGGCGGCCAACCUGCUGAACGAUGCCCUCGCCAUCCGAGAGAAGACCCUGGGUGUGGAUCACCCCGCGGUGGCAGCCACUCUGAAUAACCUCGCGGUGCUGUAUGGCAAGAGGGGGAAGUACAAGGAGGCUGAGCCUCUGUGCAAGAGGGCCCUGGAGAUCAGAGAGAAGGUGCUGGGCACUGAUCACCCGGAUGUGGCCAAGCAGCUGAACAACCUGGCCCUGCUGUGCCAGAACCAGGGCAAGUACCAGGAGGUGGAGCAGUACUACGAGCGCGCCCUGCACAUCUACCAGAGCCGGCUGGGCCCAGACGACGCCAACGUGGCCAAGACCAAGAACAACCUGGCCUCAUGUUACCUUAAACAGGGGAAGUACAGACAGGCUGAAGCCCUGUACAAGGAGAUCCUCACGCGAGCCCAUGAGAAGGAGUUUGGAUCUGUGGAAGGGGAUGGGCGUCCGAUCUGGAUCCACACAGAGGAAGGCAGCUCCCGGCAGGAUGGGUUCGGUGGUCUGAAGCGCAGUGGCUCCUUCACUAAGCUCAGGGAGUCCAUCAGGCGGAGCAGUGAGAAGCUGGUGAGGAAGCUGAAGGGGGUGGGGGCGCAGGAUGGCACCCCCCGGACCGCAGGGAUGAAGAGAGCCAAUUCCCUUAAUGUGCUGAAUGUCGGGGUGAGAGAGAGCCAGGAUGCAGCUCAGAAGGCUAACACUCUCACAGAAACCCGAGGCCUCAGUUCCAGCACCCAAAGUUUGGCCCGUCGGGGGUCCCUCAGUGGAACUAGCUAAUACUGCAUUCGUUCCCUAACCUCUGACAUUUGACUCUUCCACCGUCUACUCCUUUGCACCAAGCUCAAGACCUGCUGGGCCAUCCCCCAUCCGUUUGUCUAACUGGGCUGGCCCCACUUCAGUCCGAAUCUAGCAUUUCUCUUAUGCCAGCAGUCCUCCUUGAUUCCCAGUGCGUGCGUAAACACACACACUCACACUCCUUUGGCUUGUGUGUGAGUGUUUGGAGUUGGUUCCUACAAGAACAGCAACUGAUGUUAGAUACAGCUAAUCCAUUUUAGAUCAUUUACUAAAUCGUAAGUAGAAUUUAGGGAACGAAGACAAUCCAUUAAGAUUUAAAAAUAUUUUUGGAGUAUGUUUUCAUAGCUGGUAGGGAAGGUAAGCCAGUCAGUCUGCUUGAAGUUUUUAAGAUGUUGAAAAUGCAAUUAAUACUUUUAAAAUAUUUAUUUAGAAACAUUUAUGUAAUGUUAAAUAUUCUGAACACACUACAUAACAGUGUAUAAAAUAAACCCAGAAACAGAAGAAUCCAAAAGAUUGCACUACCUGUAACUCACUAUGCUGAAGAUGAAAUUUGGGUUCCAAUUUUAUAUUUUUAAAAUAAUUACAGAAGGGACACCGAUUUACAACCCAAAAGGACCUCAGGCAAUGGCUCCACAUUCCAUUUUGUUUCAUGAUGUGACCAAAUCUCUGUUAUUGUGUCAAAGGAAACAUAUCUGGACAAUCGUUAACCGUAAUUGCGGUAAAUGUACCAAACUCAA